This is a messenger RNA of Rhodotorula graminis WP1, 1077 nucleotides long. RefSeq lists its product as uncharacterized. The transcript has 5 exons. NCBI's taxonomy places the organism in Eukaryota, Fungi, Basidiomycota, Microbotryomycetes, Sporidiobolales, Sporidiobolaceae. The record is from RefSeq and is a predicted model, not a curated record. The annotation marks the transcript as partial.
CCGCCUCCGCCGUCGCCCAUCUUCGAGGCGUCGCAGCAGCCCGAGCCAGCAGCAAGAGCACGUCGCGCAAGCAGCAGUCGCUCAGCGUCACGGUCACUCGGUCGAUUGCACCUCCAGAGCUUGCUGCAAGUCGUCUGGAUCCAGGUCUAUCGUACUCGACGGGAAGGAAGUUCAAAGAGCGUUCAAGGACCUCUUCGGCUACAAGCACACCCUCAUCCGCAUCCUCCUCCUCCUCCUCCUCCACGUCUGCUCAGUAGACAGGGCUUAGCUGUCCUCCGCCUGCUCCUCCGCAUUCGCCACCUCCUCCUGUUCAUCCCGGAUCCACCCACCCCGGUCCUCCUCCUCCUCCGCCAAAAGUGCUUCGUCCGACCUCGUCGACCAGCACAAUCCCGGGUCCUCGAGAAGCCGCCGCUCCUCGACCACCCGUCCUCGUCCAGCGCAUGAUCGCCCACCCCGUGUACCCGUCCUUCGACGGUACCACCCACCAUCAGUGGCAGAUGGUGGCCCCGCCUCAGCAGCAGCAGCAGCAGCAGCUCUACUACGGCGCGGCGCACUACGACCCUCUCCACGCCCAGCACCAGGCGUCGCUCCACCAGCACGCCGCCCAGGCCCAGGCCCACGCCUACCCGGCCUACAACGUGCACGCCUACGCCCACGGCCAGCAGCAGGCGCAGCAGUUCUACCCGCCGAGCCAGCCGCACCAGCAGCUCGACCCGUACUACGCCCAGCAGCCCGCCGCGUUCGCCGUCGCGCAGCACAUGCCCGUCGCCGCCGUCGAGCAGGCGCGCAGCCGGUUCGCCUUUGCGACGCCGACGCACGCCCCGGCCGCCGCCGCCGCCCACUUUACGCUGCCGCCGCCCGCCCAGUACGCCGCCGCCCACUACGGCGUCCAGCAGCAGCAGCAGCAGUCGGUCCAGCAGCACCACCAGGACGAGGCGAUCCGCGCCACCUGGGAGAGCCGUCGGGCCGAGUCGGCGUCGCGCGCCACGCUCGACAACGAGUACGACCACCCGUCGCACAGCCGUCCGCCCCACCGCGCCGACGCCAUGCACGACGAGCCCGUCACCGCCUUCCAGC